Molecule: messenger RNA, 24684 nt
Organism: Lymnaea stagnalis (great pond snail)
Lineage: Eukaryota; Metazoa; Mollusca; Gastropoda; Lymnaeidae
Source: the annotation of a GenBank genome assembly
AAAAAAUCGGGCAUUUCCAAUCGACUAGGAACUUUCCUAUUCUGUCUAGUGUGUUCUAAUUCAUAUCCAGUCCUGUCACUUACACAUAGAAUAGCUUCAUAGUUCGGUGUGUGUGUGUGAAUGUCAAUUAAGGACCUUAAUUGCUUUUGCUGGUAAUUAUUGGCUCGUACACAGAAGGUUCCCUUAAUUCAGUCUCUUCCUGUCCAAGUAGUUUGAGUGUCCGUCCAGAGAUUUUUCGUAAGUAUUUCAUUAAUAUUAUAUUACAUUUUUAUAACAUGUAAUUUGUGAAGUAAACAUUUCCGAUGUGACAUAUUUCAUGGUUCCAUCUAACUGUGUGUAGUUAACAUCAAUGAAAUAAACUUAACAGUUUGUUUGUUUUUAAAAUAAAAUUUAAAAAAAAAAAUCUUUAACAUAAUAAAGAAAUAGUUAUUUUUUUUUAGUUAUCUUUGUGUUAUUGAAACAUUAAUUUGGGAAGUAUUUUACACCCACCCUCCUCCCAUAUCUAUGUUACCCUGAACACAUAAUACAAAAGUCACCUUAAACCUACCCCUCAUAAUGUAUGUUUUACCUGUAUCACCCUUUAACCCCCUCCUCCCCCCGCAUAUGCCGUAUUAAACAAUCCUAAUAGGCAUAUAACCCCGAAAGAACAUUUCUUCUCUUUUUACGAAACAAACCCUAACAUCCAUUAUCCAAUCUAUAUCACCUGUAUCACCUGUAUCACCUGUAUCACCUGUAUCACCUGUAUCACCUGUAUCACCUGUAUCACCUGUAUCACCACCUGUAUCACCUGUACCACCUGUAUCACCUGUAUCCCCUGUAUCCCCUGUAUCACCUGUAUCCCCUGUAUCACCUGUAUCACCUGUAUCACCUGUAUCCCCUGUAUCACCUGUAUCACCUGUAUCCGCUGUAUCCCCUGUAUCACCUGUAUCACCUGUAUCACCUGUAUCACCUGUAUCCCCUGUAUCACCUGUAUCACCUGUAUCCCCUGUAUCCCCUGUAUCACCUGUAUCACAUGUAUCACCUGUAUCCCCUGUAUCACCUGUAUCCCCUGUAUCACCUGUAUCACCUGUAUCACCUGUAUCACCUGUAUCACCUGUAUCACCUGUAUCACCUGUAUCCCCUGUAUCCCCUGUAUCACCUGUAUCACAUGUAUCACCCGUAUUACCUGUAUCACCUGUAUCACCUGUAUCCCCUGUAUCACCUGUAUCCCCUGUAUCACCUGUAUCACCUGUAUCCCCUGUAUCACCUGUAUCCCCUGUAUCACCUGUAUCCCCUGUAUCACCUGUAUCACCUGUAUCCCCUGUAUCACCUGUAUCACCUGUAUCACCUGUAUCACCCUUCCUAUUUUAUGUCACCUGAAACACACUUACUCUCUAUGUUACCUUAAACACACCUUCUGGUCUGUGUCUCUUUAGACAACCCCCUCCCCCACCCAAAUCAAACACACACACACACACUCACACACACACACAGCUGACAUGCACUUGCAUGAAGGCAGUAAUAGUUGACUGAACGGAGUCUUAAUGACCUCGCCAGGUGACACAACAGUUGCAGGCCGCUCAAUAACUGUUGUGAGAGGGUUAAAGUUGGGAACUUAGAGAUACGUGAUAAGAUAUGGAUUAAUGACGUCUGCUUGUCAAAACGUGUAGCUGUGUACAGUGAUGUGUACUGUGGUGUGUACGCCCGCGUGUAUAGUGGUAUGUAAAGAGGUGUGUACAGUAGUGUGUAUAUUAGUGUGUGUAGCCUUGUGCGCAGAGGGACAGCGGGGAGUAGUACUUUUAAAAAGUCACGGAAAAUAUCAACGUUUCUUACACUGAUUCCUUUAAUUAAAUGUCUAAGAAAGUGUCCACUUGGAUUAUGUGGUCUGUGUCUCACCACGCCAAUGAUUCCCCGGUAAGCUUAGCCUCACCACGCCAAUGAUUUCCCGGUAAUCAUAGCCACGCCACACCACUUAUUUCCAAGUAAUCUUAACCCCACCACGCCAAUGAUUCCCAAGUAAUCUUAGCCUCACCACGCCAAUGAUUCCCAAGUAAUCUUAGCCCCACCACACCACUGAUUCCCAAGUAAUCUUAACCCCACCACGCCAAUGAUUCCCAAGUAAUCUUAGCCCCACCACGCCACUGAUUCCCAAGAUAUCUUAACCCCACCACGCCAAUGAUUUCCAAGUAAUCUUAGCCCCACCACACCACUGAUUCCCAAGUAAUCUUAACCCCACCACGCCAAUGAUUCCCAAGUAAUCUUAGCCCCACCACACCACUGAUUCCCAAGUAAUCUUAACCCCACCACGCCAAUGAUUCCCAAGUAAUCUUAGCCCCACCACGUCAAUGAUACCCCAGUAAUUUUAGCCUCACCACGUCAAUGAUCCACAUGUUGUUUAAUUUUUUUUUUUUAAAAUACAAUUUUAUUUUUUAAACCUGUAUUUCAAAGCCUUUUUUAAAUCCACCUGCCCAGGUCUCACACAGCUAACAUUACAUGAACAGCUUAACUUUGUCACACAUUUGAUGGUUUGUCAAAUUACACGUUCGUACGAAAUUUGUUGUUAUUAAAUAUUUGUAAAAAAAAACAAAAACAAAAACUAAGAAUGGGUAAUGAUGAAGAUUGUUUUAAAUGGCCCUCUCUAUUUUGAAUCUCAAAUCUUUUUUUAGUUAGUUUAAAAAAAAAAAAAAAAAAAAAUUAAAUCAGAGUACAUCUAAAUUUAUUUUUGACUAAAUAUUUUAAAAAAAAAAAAAAAAAAAAAACUAAGAAUGGGUAAUGAUUAAGAUUGUUUUAAAUGGCCCUCUUUAUUUUUAAUUUCAAAUCUUUUUUUAGUUAGUUUAAAAAAAAAAAAAAAAAAAAAUUAAAUCAGAGUACAUCUAAAUUUAUUUUUGACAUGCCAACCAGAGUUGCUGAUACACGUUCGGACCUGCCGUGUGUCAUCGGACCUUUACGGGGAAAAAAUGUCCCCAGCAUAAACCAAUGGCGACCGCUCUAAAAAGUAAGACUACCGAGGCGCAGAAUUACGGGAAACUCCGAAGUGAUUGCCUGAGAAAGAAAGAGCUAUUUACAGAUCCCAAGUUUCCAAACAACGGGGCGUCGCUCUACUACAGCCGCUCUGCCCCUGCGGACAUCAUUUGGAAGCGACCCAAGGUAGACCUUUGUCAAUCUUAAUAUUAUUGAAAGAAAACUAUCAAAUGUAUGGGUAAAUCGUUUCUCACCCCAUCCAUACAAGUGACCCACAUCCAUACAAAUGACGCACAUCCAUACAAAUGACGCACAUCCAUACAAAUGACGCACAUCCAUACAAAUGACGCACAUCCAUACAAAUGACGCACAUCCAUACAAAUGACUCAGGUCCACAAAAAUUACCCACGACCAUAAAAAUGACCCACUGUCAUAAACAUGACGCACAUCCAUAUAAAUGACUCGCGUCUAUAAAAAUGACCCACUGCCAUAAAAAUGACCAACUGUCAUAAAAAUGAGCCACUGUAAUAAAAAUGAUCCACUGUCAUAAAAGCGACCCACUGUCAUAAAAAUGACCCACUGUCAUAAAAAUGACUAACUGCCAUAAAAAUGACCAACUGUCAUAAAAAUGAGCCACUGUAAUAAAAAUGAUCCACUGUCAUAAAAGCGACCCACUGUCAUAAAAAUGACCCACUGUCAUAAAAAUGACUAACUGUCAUAAAAAUGACUCACUGUCACAAAAAUGAGCCACUGUAAUAAAAAUGAUCCACUGUCAUAAAAGCGACCCACUGCCAUAAAAAUGACCCACUGUCAUAAAAAUGACCCAGUAUCAUAAACAUGACCAGACUUUUCUCUUCCCCCCCACCCACCCCCCCCCACCCCACCCCCCUCCCAGGACAUCGUUGAGGACCCGAAGUUCUUCGUCGACACAAAAAUUAUUGUCCCCCCCACCCACCCCCACCCCACUCCACCCCCCUCCCAGGACAUCGUUGAGGACCCGAAGUUCUUCGUCGACACAAAAAUUAUUGGUGAAUUUUCUCAAGGCGAGCUGGGCAACUGUAGCUUUGUUGCCGCCUGCGUAUGUUUGGUCAAGAAUAAAUCAUUAUGGUGUAAGGUAAGGGGACUUGACAGUUAUAAAAUACGAUUCAUAAUUUUUUAAUUAUUUUUUUAAAUUAACAAUUUUAAUUCCUUUUGUUACAGUGAUAUUUUUAGUCCAAAAUGUAAGAACACUGAAUUUUUCCCACCCACGUUUUCAGCGAGUUAGGGAAAGAUCCUGAGAUGUUAUAUCAACGGGACGUUCAUGAUAAUGAGAUGUUAUAUCCACGGGAUGUUCAUGAUAAUGAGAUGUUAUAUCCACGGGAUUUUCAUGAUAAUGAGAUGUUAUAUCAACGGGAUGUUCAUGAUAAUGACAUGUUAUAUCCACGGGAUGUUCAUGAUAAUGAGAUGUUAUAUCAACGGGACGUUCAUGAUAAUGAGAUGUUAUAUCCACGGGAUGUUCAUGAUAAUGAGAUGUUAUAUCCAUGGGAUGUUCAUGAUAAUGAGAUGUUAUAUCAACGGGACGUUCAUGAUAAUGAGAUGUUAUAUCAACGGGACGUUCAUAAUAAUAAGAUGUUAUAUCAACGGGACGUUCAUGAUAAUGAGAUGUUAUAUCAACGGGACGUUCAUGAUAACUGACAUGGUAUUUGUUUGAUUUAUAAAACCAAUUUUUCCCCAUUGGUAUAAAUCUAGACUUAGCUAAUCUCACUGCCACUCACUCCGAUUAGUUUGAGUUUGGAUCAAUAACUUUGAGUUAGAAAACUUUAUUUCUCUCAGUGGUAUAAAGCUAGACUUAAAAAAUCUCACUGCCACUCCCUGAGAUUAGUUUGAGAAUUAAUCAAUAUUUUUGAUUGAGAAAACUUUGAUUUUUUCUCAAUAGUAUAAAGGUAGACUUAAACAAUCUCACUGUCACUCACUGAGAUUAGUUUGAGAAUGGAUCUCGAAGCGUGGGUAUUGAUGACAAACUUAAAUUAGAUUUAGGAAGCAUUUAUAGAGAAGUCAGUGGUUAAAUUAUAUGUAUUUGCAUCAAACUGAAGUACGCAUGCGUGACAGUAGAAACAUACACUCUUGGUGUAUAAAGCAGUGUUCAAUGUAAUAUUCUUGACAUGCAGGUUGUUCCUGAUCACAGGUCCCAAGUUUUCUCUCCGUCAUCAAAAUAUGCAGGUGUGUAGCUCACUUGUUUCAUUGUUAUGGUGUACACUCUUAGAAAAAAUGAAUUGUGAAGUUAAUUUUCUUUUUUUUUUUUAGCGAUAUGUAUUUUUAUUUAUGUAUUGACUGUUACGUCCUUUCGUAAUCAGUUUAUAUGAACCACUAACACCAGGCAUUUCUACAUACAAUUAUGUAUUGAUUACAUGGGAUAAUCAAAUGGGAUAAUCAAAUUCACCUUUAAAUAAGUUUCAUUACAUUAAGAUACUUCUAUGCAGAGGCGUAGCGAGGGUGUUUGGUAUCCGGGGACAAGAUCCAUAUUAAAGCGCCCCUUUUUCUUUUUUUCAACUCGCAAACCCAUUAUUUUCAUCAAUAAAAUAAUAUCAAAGCACAUUUUGGCGCCCUUAACUAGCUGGCGCCCGGGGACAUCUGUCCCCCUCCCCACCCCCUAGCUACGCCUCUGUUUCUAUGUUGAGCAGAAAUCUAUAUGCUUUAAACAUAUUUUAUUAUGUCCUAAAAAACAAGUCCAUGUCUAGAAAUGCAACAUGUGUCUUCCGCUAGGCAUCUUCCAUUUUAAAUUCUGGAGUUGUGGGUCCUGGGUGGAUGUUGUGAUUGAUGAUUAUCUCCCCACGAAAGACGGUCGACUCAUUUACACGCAUUCCAACUCAAGAAACGAGUUUUGGCCGGCCUUGUUAGAGAAAGCUUACGCCAAGUGAGUGAUGCUUUAAGUAGUUAUUUAUUUAAAUUAUCUUACGUCAAUUGAACGGUUCAUUACAGAGUUAUUGAUUCAAAUUACCUUACGCCAAGUUAGUGGUUCCAUCAUAGUCAUAGAUUCAAAUUAGCUUACGUCAAGCGAGUGGUUAUAUCAUUGUUAUUGAUGCGAAUUAACAGACGAAUUGUUCCUUCAAAUCUUCGCUUCAAACUAGGAAAUGAGUUGUUCACUCACAUUCUUGAAAUAAAACUAACGUAUGGUUAAAGUUUUCCAUGUUGUAAGUUACGUGGAAAUGUUCCAAGCAUUAAAUUCUAUUACAUUUCCAUGCGUAUAUUUAAUACCUGAGAUCAGCUCUUGUCAUUUUAUGUUUCUUUCGGGUGAAAAUUUGUUUAUAAAACACACAAUUCUUAGUUAAAUUAAUUAUUCUGCAGAUGCUGAAGGCAUAAUUUAGACAUCUGUGAUUGUGUUUUUGAUGUGUCUUAGUCCUUUAGGAUUCCAUGCGUGACCAUGCUACUUUAAUUUUUAUAUUUAAUUAUGUAAUUUCUUAAUGCUCAAUACACGAUUAGACAUAGAUCAUGGGCAUUUUUAAACUUAAUAUCGACGAUAUCGUUAAUUCUGUAAACUCAUCUACGGCAGCUGUUCAAGUUGAUCGUGACAACUAAUCUAUGACCGCUUUUCAAGUUAAUCGUGACAACUAAUCUAUUGCAGCUGUUCAAGUUAAUCGUGACAACUAAUCUAUUGCAGCUGUUCAAGUUGAUCGUGACAACUAAUCUAUUGCAGCUGUUCAAGUUGAUCGUGACAACUAAUCUGUUGCAUCUGUUCAAGUUGAUCGUGACAACUAAUCUGUUGCAGCUGUUCAAGUUGAUCGUGACAACUAAUCUAUUGCAGCUGUUCAAGUUGAUCGUGACAACUAAUCUAUUGCAGCUGUUCAAGUUGAUCGUGACAACUAAUCUAUUGCAGCUGUUCAAGUUGAUCGUGACAACUAAUCUGUGGCCGCUGUUCAAGUUGAUCGUGACAACUAAUCUAUUGCAGCUGUUCAAGUUGAUCGUGACAACUAAUCUGUGGCCGCUGUUCAAGUUGAUCGUGACAACUAAUCUGUGGCCGCUGUUCAAGUUGAUCGUGACAACUAAUCUGUGGCCGCUGUUCAAGUUGAUCGUGACAACUAAUCUGUGGCCGCUGUCAAAGUUAAUUGAAACAACGAACGAUCCCAUUGCACGCUUGGGUGAUUAACAAAGAAAACUUCAAAUUCGAAACCUCCGGUUGCCAGUUUCAAGCCAAUCAAAGUCCUGGGAACUUUAAGACAGUUUAACUUUUUUAAUGUCUAGAUACAAUUUUACACAAUAAUUAUAUUACCAGUUCUAGCAUUUAUUGACGUCAUAAUUUCAAUCUAUUAAAAUAUUCCCCCAAAACCAGGUUGUUUGGAAGCUACGAGGCUCUGACGUCUGGCAAGGCCAGGAAUGCCAUGGUUGAUUUGACCGGAGGGAUAGGCGAAGACAUAAAGAUGGAAGAUUUCAAAACCAUGGCGGAAAAGGAUCGACUCUACAGGAGGCUGCUGGACGCCAAGGCGAACGGUGCUCUCAUUUGUGCCAGUAUCAAAGUAAGUAAUCUGUUAUAGACACGGACCAUGGGGAGUUCAAUUAAGUACACAGUUGUAAACAAAGAACAUUGGGAAGUUAGUGUCAAGAGCAGAGACCGAACGAAAGGGAUUUUCUGAUUGCGGCCAAAGCCGAAAAUAGGCCGAAAGUUUAAAAUGACUUUCAGCCAAAACCGAAAAUAGGCCGAAAGUUUAAAAAUGACUUUCGGCUGAAACCGAAAAUGAAAUAUUUAGAAAUUUUGAAAUUCGUUCCCCCAUACAUUCUGUAUACAUCGAAAAUGAUUGGGGAAAGUAUAAAUAUUUACAUACUUUUUAUAAAAAAUGAGAUAAUCGUGAAUAUUAAUAAAUAAACAUCUAAUAUAGGGGUCUCAAACUCGCGACCCGCGAGCCAUUUGUGACCCGCAAGACGAUAUUUUGCGGCCCGCUACAUGAAAAAAAGUUUAGUGUAAAUGCGCCAGCGCGUUUUCCCCAUUUUCGUAUCUCUAGCCUGACUCUCCGCGACGGUUUCAGUUGAAUCUCAGCGACUCGUCUAAUUCUGAUUUUUAAAAAAUGUUUCUGUAUAUGUUUGUAUUAUGAUUAUAGUGGUAAGAACCGUUUUAAAAUCGGAAUAAAAGUUUUUAUUUAAUAGCUUUUUAUGAGACAAACAUGUCACAGAGUGCGGCUUUGAGAAAAGUUUUUAAAAGUAAGUUGGCGGGUAAUGCACAACCAUAAUUGUGUAAAUCGUAGCAAUCUGAUACAUUAUCAAAGGAUCCCUAUUAAAAUUGCCGCUAGUGUUUACGAGUGAGGGAAAUUCCAAUCAUGUCACCUUGGUCACUUUAAAAAUCUUCUUCUUAUGCCUUUUUACCCAGCCUGGGUCUCUACAUUUUUUAGACUUAAAACACAGACAUUUCAGCUGUGUGCUGACCCUUUCUCUUUUAAUGUACAAGAUGCCCGCCUGGGGAGCUAAAUGAAAAAAAUAGACAAGCAUGGAAAUUUUAUUGCAUUGCCCUCCACCUUCCCUGAAAUUUUUAGGUUGUUCAAGCGGAUCAUACGACUUUUUGAGAGAACCUAUCUGUAUGAAUAGCUCUUUUCUAGUAUGCACUUUAACAAGUCAAAGUUCAGGGCCAAUCUUACUGAUGAGGAUCUUCAAGCUAUACUGAGAGUCUUGGUUGCUUCCUCACUGAAGCCAAAGUUGCUCAGCUGUGUAAAAAAAACGCUGCCAGGUCCCUGACAACAGUGAGUAGGUGGAAGAAAGUGAAGCCUAGUUCUUGAGAACACUUAAUGUUUUUAUUGUUGUUUAUAAAGGUUGAGUAGAUUGUAACAGUUGUAAUCGCUUUUUUGUGGAAUACUUUAUGCGGCCCAGUCUCACUCAGACCCUACCUCCUGCGGCCCUCCUGAUGAUUUGAGUUUGAGACCUUUAUCUAAUGAAUACUUUGUGUUUUCAUUAAUAUCUUGCAAGAUAUCAAUAUAUUAAUAUUCAACCUAGCAACAACAUACUAGUCUUUCCGUGCUGGUGAUGUAAUUAUUUUGUUUGGAGACUAACCUCCCUCACCCCCAGUGGCGGUGAAAAUUAUUUUUUUAAACCGGGUCUCUUAAAAUUGUUGUUCUGAUCAUAGUUCUAAAAGAUCGCUUAAUUUGUUCUUAAAAGUCGCUUUAUUUUUUUUUAAAGAUCGUCUAGAUGGUUGUUAAUGAUCGGUAAGUUUGUUCUUAAAGAUCGAUGAGUUUACUCAAAACGAUCGUUUAGUUUGUUCUAAAAAAAUCCCUUAGUUUAAUCUUAAUGAUCGCUUAGUUUGUUCUUAAAGAUCACUUAAGUUGUUGUUAAAGAUCGUUCAGUUUUUUGUUAAUGAUCGCUUUAUUUGUUCUUAAAUAUCGGUUAGUUUGUUCAUAAAGAUCGCUUAGUUUGUUGUUAAAGAUCGUUAGUUUGUUCUUAAAGAUUGCUUAGCUGGUUGUUAAAGAUCGUUCAGUUUUUUUUUGUCAAUGAUCGCGUUAUUUUUUCUUAAAGAUCGGUUAGUUUGUUUUUAAAGAUCGCUUAUUUUGUUGUUGAAGAUCACUUACUUUUUUCAUAAAAAUCGCUUAGUUUGUUCUUAAAGAUACUUAUUUUGUUUCUUUAGAUCGAUUAGUUUGCUCUUAAAGAUCGUUUAGUUUAUUCUCAUAAAUCAUUUAGUUUACUAUAGAGAUCAUUUGUUUUGUUCUUAAAGAUAUUUAGUUCGUUCUUAAAAAUCGUUUAGUUUGUUCUUUAAGAUCGUUUAGUUUGUUCUUUAAGAUCGUUUAGUUUGUUCUUGAAGAUCGCCUAGUUUGUUUUAAAUAUCGUUUAGUUUGUUCUCAAAUAUCGUUUAGCUAGUUCUCAAAGAUCGCUUAAUUGGUUCUCAAAGAUCGCUUAGUUUGUUGUUAAAUAUCGCUUUCGCUGAGUAUUAGAUGACCGAAAACCUCAGUCACUUUCGGCCGGAUUGCCGAAAGUCUAAGUCAAUUUUGGCCGAAACCGAAAGUUACAUUUUCUAUUUCGGCUGAACUGAAAUUAAGCCGAAAGUUAACUUUUCAGUUUCGGCCGAAACCAAAACUUGUCCGAAAGUGAUAAAAUGGCAACUUUCGGCGCCGAAACCGAAGCCUAAAUUCGGUCGGUCUCUUGUCAAGAGUAAAGAGUAGACAAGGCACAUUGGGAGUUAAAGGAACCUCUCAAUAGUAGGCAAGGCACAUUGGGAGCUAAUUGAAGUUUUCAAUAAUAGGCAAGGCACAUUGGGAGCUAAAGGACGUUCUCAAUAGUAGACAAGGCACAUUGGGAGCUAAAGGACGUUCUCAAUAGUAGGCAAGGCACAUUGGGAGUUAAAGUAAGCACUCAACAGUAGACAAGGAACAUUGGGUUUAUGCGAGGAAUGUGGUUAAUUGCUCUUAUUGCAUUUUUUUUAAAACCUCUGUUGUAUAUUGUGCGGAUCAUUCAAUGACACAUGUAUAUAUGUACACUACCAGUCAAUUUCACUUAAAUCCCAAAUGUACACUAGUCAAGGGCCAUUAGUUUUCUCAGGGAUCCCAAAUGAAGAGCCCUCUCUUUCUCUUGGAACCUACUGAAGAUCCCCAUUAGCCUCAUCUGGAAUCGUGUGCAGCCCUACACAUUUUCUCACACAAUUUCAACAUCAUUUUCCUUUUCAUUUUACAUCGGCAAAUGAGCUCUGGAAAUAUUAACGCCAUAGAAAGUGAUUUCUUACAUUGAUAGCCCACAGUGACUGCUUACAUUGACUGACAACAGUGAUUGCUUACAUUGAAUGACUACAGUGAUUGCUUACAUUGACUGACAACAGUUAUUGCUCACUUUGACAGACAACAUGGAUUGCUUACAUUAAUUGACAAUGACGAACUUGAAAAUAAAAAAAAUAUCAAUCCUCCUCAUCCUCAUGUCCCUUAGUCCUUGGCCGUUGGGGCGCGACAGAUUACAUGUGAACCAUCCUCCUCCAUUCCUCUCUGACUUCAGCACUACGCACUGCAUCACCCAGGGUUAGUCCUGUCCACUCUUUGAUGUUAUCCUCCCACCUUCUUCUUUGUCUUCCUCUUCUUCUCCCUCCUCUCGUUGUGCCCUGCAAUAUUUCUUUGGCAAGCCCUUGUUCCCUUGUUACGUGGCCGUACCAUUGUAGUUUGCGUUUUUUCACAGUCACCAGUAGGUCAUCGUACUCCCCAAUAGCCUGACGAACCCUUUCUUUCACUGUAUCAUUGGAGAUAUGGUCCCUAUAGCAGAUGUCCAAAAUGCAGGACUCGCAGGCAUACAGGAAAAUGGAAAGGGCUAAUAAGCGCAUCAGCCUGAUUUUGGUGCUGGGGCUAUAUUUUUGUCGUUCCAUAUUUUCUUGAGCCUCAUUAGUGCUGUUGUAGUUUGUGCAAUCCUGAACAUCAGUUCGGGCUUGGAGCCUUCUUCUAAGACUACUGCUCUUAGGUAUUUGAAGCGGCCGACAGUUUCUAAUCUUUCCUCCUCGGCCUAAAUUUCAGUAGUGAUGCCUUCGGUAUUAUUUGUCAUCAGUUUUGUCUUCUCGGCACUGAUUAGCAUGCCGUAGGACGACGGGGUCUUAUCGAGAGGUUUUACCAGGUCAGCUAGCUCGUCUUCUUUCCCAGCCAGCACGUCUAAUGUCGUCCGCAAAGCGUAGGUUGGUGAUUGUUCUGCCACCAAUGCUGACUGUCCCUUCAUGCGCUUCCAGAGCAUCUGACAUAAUUCUCUCUAGGAAGAUGUUGAAUAGGGUGGGGGAGAGCAGGCUGCCUUGUCGUACUCCAACCGUGGUCUGGAACCAUUCUCCGAUGUUGUUGUUGAGGAAUACUGCACUGGUGGUUGCAUAAAAUAUCAAUAGUUGACCUAUUAAAAAUUCUCUGUCCACGUUCAGUUAUUUGACAUGUUAUGAUGUUACACACAGGCCAACAAUGCGUCAGAGAGGGAGGCCAAACUCAGCGUCGGCCUCAUCCGUGGACACGCCUACAGCUUGACACAGGUCAAGAGGAUCCAUCUGAAGGGGUCGAGGUCCCUUUGGAAUAAAAAAAAUGACAAGAUUGCCAUGGUCCGGUUGAGGAACCCUUGGGGUCGGGAUGAUUGGAAAGGAGCCUGGUGUGAUGGGUAUGAUGUGUUUAUCUUUAGAGCUAAAGAUUGUUCUUUUUCACAAGAAUGGCAUAUCUUAUCCAAGAAAUAAAUAUAUUUGUCCAAAAUUAAUUUUAUUUUCUUUGAAUAAUAAUUGCUACUUUGGAUAAGAAACAAUUCUUUGGUUUAUUUUUUUAAGAACAUUUUAGAAAUUCCUUGUGGAAAAUUUCUUUAAAAAGAUUUUUUUUAUUUUAAUUUCUUUUUAAAUAGCUUAAAAAAUUAAAAAGAAAAAGAAAUAAAACUAUAACUGAAUAAAGCAAUAUUUUAUUCUCAUACAAUAAUCUGACCAAUGAGAUGUCAUAUACCAUUAUGCAUCUCAGAUUAAAAAUUGUCUAAGAUACAUAUUUUACUUAUUUUUUUUUAAAAAUGUACUUGUAAUAAUGUUUUUCUCUCUGCAGGUCCCCUGAUUGGGAUAAGGUCAACGCGUCCGAUCUGAAGAGCAUGACCUUGAAGAAAAACUAUGAUGGAAAGUUUUGGUAAGUGUUCAUUAGGAAACUGUCCACAAAACAAUAUCGUGCAUGCCAACCUGGGCGUAACUUGCUCUUUUUACUGCCGUAUAUCUUAGAUUCUAUUUAAAUGUUUUCGUCAAUGACGGAGCGUUCAAAAAUAAAAUAAUAAAAACAUUUUACUUGUCCGUGAACACGGCAACUAUUUUUCAGUUCGGGGCGGUUCCAAAAUUAUGUUUUUGUGUUCUAAACUCGAUUCCAUUGAGUUGAGCAGUGCUAGUUAAAACAGAAACAAUAAUAUAUAUAUAUAUAUAUAUAUAUAUAUAUAUAUAUAUAUAAAUAUAUUUAUAUUUAUAUGCAUCUCAAAUUAAAUAAUUUAUUUCCUUUAAAUUAGCGGUAUUGUUAUCAAAUUAUAUAUAUAUAUAUAUAUAUAUAUAUAUAUAUAUAUAUAAAUAUAUUUAUAUUUAUAUGCAUCUCAAAUUAAAUAAUUUAUUUCCUUUCAAUUAGCGGUAUUGUUAUCAAAUCCUUGUUUGCUUAUUUGCUCAUUUUCCUCCGAAGAUAUUUUUUUUUUUUUUGUAGGUCGUAGCUCGAAAUGUUUUUAAAUAUUCCAUGAAUGGAAUUAGAAUGAACACGGAAAUAAAACGGCGUAAAUGAUUUAUUUAAUUACACGGAUAUGAAGAAGAGCGCAAAUGACGUCGUGGAUUAGGACGACACCAUUGACACUGAUAGUACCCAAACGUUGCUAAAAACUUACAAAAGGCUGUGAACAUUGCGAGAAACAUGACAUACAAUAAUACAAUGAUACACAAAUUGCAAAGUUUGGCUCUAAAAAUCAAAAUUAAAAUGUUUUUUUUUUUGUUUUUUUUUUUCCUUGGGGGGUCCAACAGGAUGUGUUUUGAUGAGUUCUGUCAAUACUUCACUGACGUUGACAUCUGUCACGUGCUGAACAUGAACUUCUUCACGUUGAGGAAACCGUGGAAAGAACGGGUUGUCACCGGAAGCUGGUCUAAGAGUUUGAAGAGGGCAGGGGGCUGUGGGAACAACAAUACGUUUUUGGAGAAUCCUCAGGUCGGUGCCGUUAGAGCAGUGGUUCUCAACGUUCCUAAUGAUGUGACCUUUUAAUACAGUUCCUCAUGUUUUGCUGACCCCCCCCCCAACCAUAAAACUAUUCUCGUGGCUACUUCAUAAAUAUGUGUUUUCCGAUGUUCUUAGGCAACUCCUGCGUAAGGGUCGUUCGACACCAAAAGGAGUCACAACCCACCGGUUGAGAACCUUUGUGUUAGAGCAUAAAGAUUAGUGGGUCAAAAAUGUUUUUGCUUUCUUUUCAAAUUUGAGAUAAACAAGGAAAUUUUAAAGUAAAAUAAAGUAAAUAAUUUUUUGUUAAAUAUUAUUUUUUUUUAUAUUUGAUGUUGUAAUAUUAUUUUUACUGCGUGGCUAGAAAGAUAUAAGGCAAUCGUAAAUUGAGAUUUAAAAACAUUGAAAUGAUUUUAUCAGCUAGUUUAAAAAUAGUAUUGGUUGUUUUUUAUCUUGUCACAAAGGUUUUGUCCACAAAUUCGUGAGAUGAAUGAAUUAUUAAAACAAAAAUUGAAAUAUUUUGACACGCCAACUUUCUGUAUUAAUUAAGAUCCAAAAAAAAAGGUGGUGGUGGUGGGGGAUAUUAUUUCUGCAAAGAAUGGCAGAAAUUUUUUUGCAUCAUUUAAUUUUAAAGACCAAACGAAAAUAUCUAAAUAUGAAAACUAGAUGAUGCAGAUGAGCACGAUUAAUGAUUGUAUAUGCAUGAAAGCAAUUAGGUGUCGUGGGGCGAAAUAGGGCGAAAUAUACAAUUCCCGAAUUUUACAGAAAUAAUCUUCAUUUAAAUAUCCAGAUGCCGAGUUCUUUACAAUGUCACUAACGUUAAUCAGGUAAUCAGGUGGCGCUGAUUUCAUUAAAAUAGCAUUUCCUACAACUGAGCUCAUUGAGAUUCUUACACCAACCAUAAGUGCAGGUGGUGCGUAGUAUUUUCUUUUAUUUUACGAAAAAUAGUUGGUGUAAAAAAGGGGGUCGGUGCAUUAUAAUAUUAAUGAAGUUCAUGUGCGAUGACGUACCUGGUUGGGGGGGGGGGGCUAGCUCUAAUUGGGAAUCUUUUAAAGUGCGUUACUUGAAUGAAUGUUUUGUCAAGUAACUUUAGUAGUUGGACUUAUGACGUAUCUCGGCCGCCAUUUUUUUCUCUUCGUGCCAUUACUAGUCAAUGUAAUGUGUAGCCGAUCCACACUGUAGCCGAUCCACACUGUAGCCGAUCCACACUGUAUACUGACGACGACGUAAAAAAGCUGCAGCCGUGUGGCGGCGUGGCUUACACAGUUUAAAUACAACACAAUCACUGAAACAGGUCUAAGGUCUAAGAACUAUAGCUUUAUUCUUAGGUACAAUCCGUGGAUAGUAAAAUCUCUCACACAAACCUGUCAAAUGUACUCACUCAGUAUCAGACACGGCUGAGUACUCGUACACAGCUCAGAAAGUCACACACCGGGUUUAAAUCCCCCCCCCCUUAUAUCGUCACGAUAGCGUCCACGUCAUGAGCUGUUUCCCCCCAGUCCCCAUGUGGGACAGGUCUCCCGUGGGACAGAGGUAUGCCACGCUCAGUGACUGUGUACAUGGAAAAGAAAAACCCCAUAGGUGGCACCGGACAAAACGUAGGUGGCACCCAUCUACAUACAAAGAAAUGAUACAUAAAACAAAAUGUGGCACAUUGCCACAUAUGAAAACCCCAUCGCUCAACAUUAUGAAGCCAACAGAACCUCAAAUAGUUGUUCAUAUUUCUCUCAAGGGUGUUGUUGAUUAAAAAGUUAGAGAUAGGGUCGUAGAUAUCAUGUUUAUAUCGUAGAUAUCGCUUACACAGGGUUAAACAGAAAGCUGGUUAUAAUUUCAUGUUCAUCGCAGUUUGUUGUUGAGAUUCACAAAGACGAGCAGGAACUGACGAUCUCCCUCGAGCAAGAGGACAGGAGGUCACGGCGAGAAGAGAGUCACUCCAUCGGUGUAUCGGUGCAUCAGGUAAGCUAUACGCUUCGGUUUUAUCAGGUAAACCAUAUUCUUUGGUAUUAUGAGGUAAUCUAUAUGCGGUUGUAUUAUCAGGUAAACUAUAUUCUUUGGUAUUAUCAGGUAAUCUAUAUUCUUUGGUAUUAUCAGGUAAUCUAUAUUAUUUGGUAUUAUCAGGUAAUCUAUAUUCUUUGGUAUUAUCAGGUAAUCUAUAUUCUUUGGUAUUAUUAGGUAAACCAUAUUCUUUGGCAUUAUCAGGUAAUCUAUAUUCUUUGGCAUUAUCAGGUAAUCUAUAUUCUUUGGCAUUAUCAGGUAAUCUAUAUUCUUUGGCAUUAUCAGGUAAUCUAUAUUCUUUGGCAUUAUCAGGUAAUCUAUAUUCUUUGGCAUUAUCAGGUAAUCUAUAUUCUUUGGUAUUAUCAGGUAAUCUAUAAUGCUUAGGUUUUCUCUUCAUUAUACAGUUUCUGAAAGUCUGCGUCGUCAAAAAGGUGUGGAUGAUUUCAACACUAUCUUGAUAACUGUUGCAGUCGACACGAAUACUUAAGAUUAAGUCUUUUGAAAUAAUUCCUAAGAAGCAGACGCGCCGCCUACGUCGAUAUUUAAUCUCUAGGUGCGUCAAGUUUGCAAAAUAAAUUAAAACACAACACUCUGUUCACAUGCAAUGAGAAAAGCUAUUCAUCACUAUUUUUUUCGCACCGCGCACAGGAAAGACCUUCAUUUUUGUGCGCCAAUAAAAAACUUACAUUAAACUUUCAUACCCGACCUGGCCGCAGCGCAAAGUCUUCAUUUCUUUUAUGGGUAAAGUUCAUAUAAGAAAAAAACAACAACAACACGAGCGCGGAUCUCUAGAUCCAAGCAUUUCUCAUCAUGGCCCGAGAUUGCUUUCCUUCCACCUGACAUAAUCCCAGUAACACAUCUUUCCAAAAAAACAUUGCACAAAAUCUUCAUAUCUACGACAUUUCACAACUUACGCUAAAUCCAAUUACUAUAAUAAGGAUUUCAGUCACGUUUACUAGAGCUACUGAUAGCACAUUAGAUAUUGAUGCUAAGUAAGAAAUUUAAUGAUGCAAUUCCCCUUUUAUUUUUAGUAUCCUAUUUUCAAAAUAAACACUAAGCAAGAAUGAUUUAAUGAUGUAGUAAGAGUUUGAAAAUUUUAAUUUUCAUAAAAUCAUAAAGAAAGGAUAGCAAACAAUUAAAGGGCAAUGCGCUUUAGUGAAUGUGAUUAGAUUCAUCUUUGAAACAUGAGAUGUAAUAUAUUACUGUGGUAGUAAUGGAUAACCAUUGGCGGACCAAGGAUGGUGGGAAAGGGGUGACUGCCCCGGGGGGGGGGACUUUUUUCAGGAAUAUAUAAAACAUUAAAUACAUUUCGUGUUUUGGGGGCACACUUUUGGGGGCUCGUCCCGGACCUCCUUUAUUUAAAGUACGCCACUGGUUGAAAAAAAAAGCUAGGGCUUCGCUAAUAGAUUAUAGUUCACUGCAGAUAGAUCUCCAUAGAAAGUUCAGGAUGCACGACAGAAUGGACGACGUACACGUGACCCCAUUCAACAAGUCCCGCAGCACAUUCAACCGUGUUCUACUCAAACAAGGCAGCUACUGUCUUUUACCUUCGACCUUUGACCCCGGAUAUGAGGGAAAAUACCUACUGCGAAUCUACAGCAAAGACGACUUUACUUUGAGGUGAGCAUAAACAUUAUUCAGAACUAUGCAGCGAUUAGUUCGCGAAAAUUCUUGUCCCGACCCAUGAACACUUAAAAUUGGUUCGGUUAAGUACAUAGAGUUAUAAUCUGUUGGCGAAAUGCGCACCGUGACCAGAAGAAAAAAAAAUGCCACAAACUGCAAGUAACUAACAUAAAAAAUUGUUAUGCAAACGUUAUUUAAAAUUUCUUGUAUGUUUAUUAAAAGCAGUGUUAUCUGCGCCCCUAAAUCUUGAAAACUUGAUCUCUGUCAGCCACGCUCAGAGUUGAAUUGCUGCUGAAUCUUGAUCUCUGUCAGCCACGCUCAGAGUUGAAUUGCUGCUGAAUCUUGAUCUCUGUCAGCCACGCUCAGAGUUUAUUUGCUGCUGAAUCUUGAUCUUGUUCAAGUUGACACCAAUAUUAACCCGUUCCAAUAACACCGGUAACACCAUCAUUAACCCCUUACAAAAACACCAGUAACACCAAUAUUAACCCCUUAAAACUACCACCACUAACAACCCAACGGUUUCCAAUAAAACAAGUAACACCAAUAUUAACCCCAUCCAGAAACACCAGUAACACCAAUAUUAACCCCAUCCAGAAACACCAGUAACACCAAUAUUAACCCCAUCCAGAAACACCAGUAACACCAAUAUUAACCCCUUAAAACUACCACCACUAAUAACCCAACCGGUUUCCAAUAACACCGGUAACACCAUUAUUAACCCCUUCCAAAAACACCAGUAACACAAUAUUAACCCAUUAAAACUACCACCACUAAUAACCCAACCGGUUUCCAAUAACACCGGUAACACCAUUAUUAACCCCUUCCAAAACACCAGUAACACCAAUAUUAACCCCUUAAAACUACCACCACUAACAACCGGUUCCAAAAGCACCAAUAACAACCCAACCGGUUCCAAUAGCACCAAUAACAAUGCAACCGGUUCCAAUAACACCAAUAACAACCCAACCGGUUGCAAUAACAUCAAUAACAAACCAACCGGUUCCAAUAACACCAAUAACAGCCUAACCUCUUGCAAUAACGAAAAAUCACACACAUUUCUGCACUUCUACCUGUAAAAUGGCCGGACGACCAAGGAUUACAUUUUUAGGCCGUAAUAAUUAUUACAACUGACUUAUCAGGCCAUCAUGUCAUUUAUGAGCUCAACAAAAGGUUAAAACCAAUUUUUAACAGCUAGCGUGUGUCGGAUUUUUAUAAACGAGGCUGAACGGAUACGGUUUUGUGCUAGUAAAUAUAACCAUUUGGAACGGAACGUUUCUUAAAAUCACCAUUCACCUUGUAUUAUGUUUCAGUGAGUUCUUCGUCUUAAACCACAGUAGAAUGGUUUUAAUUAUUUUUAUUUUUUUAAAAGCUGUAUUACUGUUAUCUGGUGUUUACUGUUAUCUGGCAUUUACUGUUAUCUGGUGUUUACUGUUAUCUGGUGUUUACUGUUAUCUGGUUUUUGUAGACAAUGUUGCCAGUCUGAGGAGUUGUUUCAUUUUCUUCAGAGAACUGACCAAAGAUGGGCCGAGCCCUCCGAGAUUUUUCAGAAAACCUAAACUAGCGGCAACUGCUGUGACCGUCCGCAAGUUGGAGGAUCUGACCAUCCCAGGUGCUGGCGAAGGUAAGUUUAUGCUGACCAUUUCAGAUGUUGGCAAGGGUACGUUUUAUAUUGGCUGUUCCAGGUGUUGUCAGUUGUAGGUUUAUUUUAAUACGUCAUCAAGGUGGAAGAUCCAUGAGAUGGUGCAUGAGAUGGUGCAUGAGAUGGUGCAUGAGAUGGUGCAUGAGAUGGUGCAUGAGAUGGUGCAUGAGAUGGUGCAUGAGAUGGUGCAUGAGAUGGUGCAUGAGAUGGUGCAUGAGAUGGUGCAUGAGAUGGGGCAUGAGAUGAUGCAUGAGAUGGGGCAUGAGAUGGUGCAUGAGAUGGUGCAUGAGAUGGUGCAUGAGAUGGUGCAUGGAUUUUUUUCAAACUCUCCACAUGUUCAGAUGUGCUAUUUUAUUUUAUUUUGUUGGGCAAUCUCGUAACUUUUUGUCCAUGGUCGAGACCGACCGAAAGUGAUUUUCUGAUUUCGGCCGAAGCCGAAAAUGAGCCGAAAGUUAAAAAUGAUUUUCGGCCGAAACCGAAGCCCAAGCCGAAACUGAAAAUGAAAUAUUUAGAUAUUUUGAAAUUCGUUCCCGCAUACAUUCUGCAUACAUCGAAAAAGAAGGGGGAAAGUAUAUAUAUUUACAUUCUUUUUAUAAAAAAUGAGAUAAUCGUGAAUAUUAAUAAAUAAACAUCUAAUCUAACAUCUUGAUUUUAAAGAUCGUUGAGUUUGUUCUUAAAGAUCGCUUAGUUUGUUGUUAAAGAUCGUUCAGUUUUUUGUUUAAGAUCGCUUUUUUGUUCUUAAAGAUCGUUUAUUUUGUUCAUAAAGAUCGCUAGUUUCUUGUUAAAAAUCGUUUAUUUUUGUUUUUAGCUUAGUUUGUUCUUAAAGAUCGCUUAGUUUUUGUAUAAAGAUCUUUUAGUUUGGUAUUAAAGAUCAUUUACCUUGUUAAAAAAAGAUCGCUAAUUUUUUUUUCUUAACGAUCGCUUAGUUUGUGUUAUUAAUAGAUCGUUUAGUUUGUUCAUAAAGAUCGCUAAGUUUGUUCUUAAAGAUCAUUGAUUUUGUUCUUAAAUAUCACUUAGUUGUUCUUAAAGAUCAUUCAGUUUGUUCUUAACGAACAUUUAGUUUGUUUGUAUAGAUCUUUUAGUUUGUUAUUAAAAAUCGUUAAGAUCGCUUAUUUUGUUGUCAAAGAUCACAUAGUUUUUUCAUAACGAUCGCUUAGUUUGUUCUUAAAGAUCUGUUAGUUUGUUCCUAAAAAACACUUAGUUUUCAGUUUUUGAUCGCUUAGUUUAUUCUUAUAAAUCAUUUAGUUUACUAUUAAAGAUCAUUUGUUUUGUUCUUAAAGAUCAUUUAGAUCGUUCUUAAAAAUCGCUUAGUUUGUUCUUUAAGAUCGUUUAGUUUUUUUUAAAUUAAAGAUCGCUUUUUUGUUUUAAAAUAUCACUUUAUUCGUUUUAAACAUCGUUUAGUUUGUUCUUAAAGACCGCUUAAUUUGUUCUUAAAGCUCGUUUAGUUUGUUCUUAAAUGUUGCUAAUUUUGUUGUUAAAUAUCGCUUUUGCUGAGAAUUAGAUGAUCGAAAACCUCAGUCACUUUCGGCCAGAUGGUUGAAAGUCUAAGUCAAUUUCGGCCAAAACCGAAAAAAACCGAAAGUUAACUUUUCUCUUUCGGCCAAAACCGAAAUUAAGCCGAAAGUUAACUUUCAGUUUCGGUCGAAACCGAAACUUGGCCGAGAGUUAUAAAAUGACCACUUUCGGUGCCGAACCCGAAGCCAAAACCGAAGCCGAAGCCGAAAUUCGGUCGGUCUCUAGUCCAUGGGGUCAGCUCGAUAUAGUUUGACAAGCAAAGUUAUUACACGUUUUAUACUUUAUGCUUACCGUUAAUAAAAUAAUUUUAAAAUGAUUUAAAUAACAAUGAUGCAAUGCAAAAGUCUGGAAUUAAACAAUAACCCUUAAUAAAUAGGGAAAAAUACAUAUCGAUUUUGUAAUAAAAUAAAUGACCAGUUAUCUUAUUAUCGAGUUGAAUUAUUACGACCCUUUAAAUUGAUUAAAUAUUGAAAUUUUUGGAUGGACAUUUUGAGAUGGUAAUUUUGAGAUUAACAUUUUGAGAUGAGCAUUUUGAGAUGGACAUUUUAAGAUGGACAUUAUGAGAUGGGCAUUUUGAGAUGGAAAUUAUGAGAUGGACAUUUUGAGAUGGACAUUUUGAGAUGCACAUUAUGAGAUGGACAUUUUGAUCUGUACAUUUUGAUCUGGACAUUUUGAGAAGAGCAUUUUUAGAUGGACAUUUUGAGAUGGACAUUAUAAGACGGACAUUUUGAAAUUACCAUUUUGAGAUGAGCAUUUUGAGAUGGCCAUUAUGAGAUGGACAUUUUGAGAUGGACAUUUUGAGAUGGACAUUUUCACAUGGACAUUUUGACAUGGACAUUUUGAGAAGAGCAUUUUUAGAUGGACAUUUUGAGAUGGACAUUAUAAGACGGACAUUUUGAAAUUAACAUUUUGAGAAGAGUAUUUUGAGAUGGACAUUAUGAGAUGGACAUUAUAAGAUGGACAUUUUGAGAUUAACAUUUUGAGAUGAGCAUUUUGAGAUGACAUUUUGAGAUGGACAUUUUGAGAUGGUUAUUUUGAAAUCAACAUUUUGAGAUGAGCAUUUUGAGAUUUACAUUUUGAGAUGGACAUUUUGAGAUGGGCAUUAUGCUAUGGACAUUUUUAGAUGGUAGUUUUUGAGAUGGACAUUAUAAGAUGGACUUUUUGAUCUGGACAUUUUGAGAUGGACAUUAUGAGAUGAACAUUUUGAUCUGGACAUUUUGAAAUGAACAUUUUGAUUACCGAAUGGAAGACAUCAAAGCAAUGUUUUAUGCCCAGAUCAAGAAGUUUACUACCUCAUCAAGUGUGAGAAGAAGCUGACGAGGUCAGGGUGCACAGUCAAGUCCAGUAAUCCGGAGUGGAAGGAACGAGUUACGCUGUACAGAGAACAUCCUGAUGAUGAUAUUGUUAUAGAGGUAAACUAACAUCAGGGGAAAAGACUCGAAGACUCGUCUUAUUGACACCAAUAAAUCUUUUACAUCUUUGAAUAUUUAUUUUUAUAACGAUAUUUAUAUUAUUUUUACCGACAUUUGUAUUAUUUACAUUGAUAUGUGGAAUCGAGAACCCCCCAAGAAGUAACGAAUUGAACUGAAGUAUUGGGUUGAGUUGAAGUGAAGUAUUGGGAUGAAUUGAAAUACUGGGUUCAGUUGAGCUAAAGUAAUAGGAUGAGUUGAACUGAAGCAUUGGGUUGAGUUGAACUGAAGCAUUGGCUAGAGUUGAACUGAAGUAUUGGGAUGAGUUUAACUGAAGCUUUGGGUUGAGUUGAACUGAAGUUUUGGGAUGCGUUGAACUGCAGCAUUGGGUUGAGUUGAACUGAAGGUUAACGUUUAGUUUAACUGAAGCAUUCGGUUUAGUUGAACUGAUGUUUUGGGGAAGUCUGGGGUACGCUUCCCUUGCAUCAGCACAUGCAUUUUAGGAAACACAAACACUAUUUUUUAAAUUAUUUUUCAAAUUCGAUUUAUUGAACUAUUUUCUUAGUUACUAUUGAUUGUAAUCCGAUUUAAGGCAUGGGUAAAACAUCGCCUGAAGGACGACCUGAUUGGAAGGACAACGUUAACACCGUCCACCGUCCAAGAAUAUUCGCAGGGAGAGAAAAUCUGGAGGUAAUAACGGGACUCAUCUUCUAGUACUCAUUUACUCUUCAGUUUUAUUCUAUACGUAUAAUAUUCAUCAUAAUUAUUUUUUGUGUGUAUAAAUGUUUCUUACUAAAGAAUAAACUAAUGCUAUCUGUACAUGAGUGCUCGUUUAACUCAGUGAAUAUUACAGUCAUGGGCGUUGGAAGAGGUGGGGGGGGGGGACAAAGGGGGCGGUCCGAAACGGGGGGGGGGGGCGCUUAUUUUAGGAUACACUUUUUGAUCAUGGCAUAUACUUUAGAUACUUUAUGCUUUAUGUGUAUUCUGAUAUUGAUACAACUUAUUCUGUGGGGGGGGGGGGGGGGGGAAGGGGGGCGGUCGGAAGGGGGGGUGGGGGGCGCUUAUUUUAGGAUACACUUUUUGAUCAUGUCAUAUACUUUAGAUACUUUAUGCUUUAUGUGUAUUCUGAUAUUGAUACAACUUAUUCUGAUUGUUUUGUGUUUUUCGUUAAAUGGAGGGCGGUGAAAUCAAGGACUGCCCAGGGGCGUCGACAACUCUAGUUAAGCGACUGCUCACAGUCUGGUCAAAGUGUAAAAGCGAAUUAACGAGUGAUGUCCAUAUGUGGAACCGUCAUCUUGGCGAUUCGUGCUUUAGUUUUACAAUUGUCGUCAACAGCAUAAAAUAAUUCUUUUGUUUUACCACCUGUAGGAGAGAGCUGAAUCUGACCAACAAAUCUGGCCAAGAGGAACGCCGGGGAUACAUUUGGGUCAAGGUCAAGCACACAACCAACUUCAUGGACGUUUAGACACAAGUGUUCAUGUCCAGUUACACACACACUUUUUGGACAUUCAGACACAAGUGAAGAUGCCAAGUUACACAACAAACUUCAUGGACAUUGAGACACAAGUGUUAAUGUCCAGUUGCACAACAAACUUCUUGGACAUUAGGACACACGUGAAGAUAUCGAAUUUUAAAAAUGAGCACAAAACAAUGAUGUAUAUCAUGGCAUUUAUAUAUUUUCAAGACACGCCUAUUGCUGCGUCAUUCUUAACAUAUUUCUUCAAUGAGUUGAUAAAGAGCUCUACGCGUAUGGGGUGAAAGGUCAAGAUUUCAAAUAGAGAUGCACGACGAUGAGACAAUCUAAAGAAUGUUUGUAUUAAAUGUAUUAAGAAACGUUUAGAGAUCUCCACCAUUGUGCGGAGAUGUGGUGAGACAUGUACAUAAAUUUCCAACAUCCUGUGUGGAAAAUUGAAAAGACAAAAAAAUUGUUAGUUGAUCCAUAGAAAAGACUUUCAGUUCAAAUAAAUCUAUUUCAGACAAUCCAAUUUUCUCCCAGCCGAUUUUCCUCGCAUUGACACUGCGCCCAUUGAGUACAUCACACCGUCUCUUAUUCUUCACAUAGCUAGACAUAUUGACAAUCCAUUUUUGUGACAUUAACAGACCACGACAUUCCAUCGCAUGCAACGAACAGAAUACGAGCAGAAAGGGACAAUCAAUUUUGUUGAAAUAACUUUGUGAUAACUGCUGUUUUUCACCUGCUCACUUGGGUCAUAUUGUACUUUAGCUGGCUGGCAUACACAAAAGGUUAAUAUGUUGAUUCACGAUUUGUAAAUAUUUAAUGAUACAAUGUCCAGGCCAUAUGUCAAAGCUAUGUAAAACUAUCUUUGAUGUUAAAUUAAUAUUUUUUUUUAUUCAUACUCUGGAGUACUUUGAUAAGUCGCAUUUUACCCUUGCAAUUGGAGUUGUGACGUAGUGACUAUGUGUGAAGGUUUUAUGCAACGAUCACAUAACACAACCGUUCUAACAUAUUAUAUGUAUAGCUUGGAUUCAUGUUAUAUAAAUGAACGACAUACAGAAACAAUAUUUAAAAAUGUCUUUACAGUUGACGGGCUCAAGGGAAAAACCGAUGAUGUCAGGUUUUGAGAGUUUUGAGAAAAUUGAAUUUAAAGUUUGAAAAUUCUUCAUAAAAGUAUGAAAAUAUCAAGAUGUCUACGUAUUUAUGUAUUGACUACGCUGCUUUUUCAGUUGGACCUAUGUAUCAUAUUAUUCUAUUAAAUGGCAUUUAGCCACAAGGGAGAUAACAUAGAAAUGUUGAAAAACUGACAUCACUGGUUUUUCCCUUGAACCCUUCAGUUGUAUUUACGCAAAUGUGAUCUCCGUAAUCUUGAUUGACUUUUUUUACAAUAAUUUACUUUAAGUGUACUUGCGUCUUAUUAGUAUUUUUUGAAAAUAAUCAGUUCAUAUUCAUUGACGUGUCUCUACGAUUAUAAUAAAAUGUAUCACUUACCAAAAGUGACACUCUCCGAGAAACAUU